This is a messenger RNA of Cucumis melo (muskmelon), 3697 nucleotides long. Its product is annotated as probable LRR receptor-like serine/threonine-protein kinase RFK1. Gene Ontology annotation, molecular function: ATP binding; protein binding; protein kinase activity. Lineage: Eukaryota; Viridiplantae; Streptophyta; Magnoliopsida; Cucurbitales; Cucurbitaceae. The coding region runs from base 398 to 3460 and encodes 1020 amino acids. Gene Ontology annotation, biological process: protein phosphorylation. The record is from RefSeq and is a predicted model, not a curated record. The transcript has 25 exons.
AUCUGGUAUUUCACCUCCGUACAUUUCUACUUGCUUUCUGAUUUCUUAAAUGCAAACAAAUGUCUUAAAUCAGCUAACCAUCAGGAAUUUUCCUUGAAGCCCUGAAUUUUUUUGUCAUCUCCACUUAAAUAUUUUCAUCUGGGUUUUUGGGUUUGGUUCAUUGUAGCCCAUUUCAGCUACUUGGAUUAUGGAUGUUUGAAGAUAUUAGGACUUUGAAAUGAAAAAACAAGGAGACCCAUUUCCUCAAAAGUUCUGAAGCAAUUUUGGGGUGAGUUUUGUUCAAUCUCAUUAUUAGGGAGGAGGAAAAGAGUUUCAUUCCAGACCCACAUCCUUGGAAAUUUCAAACCAGGCAAAAUUGAACGGUUUGAGCUUAAUUUCUUGAGGAAACAGUUCGUUGAUGAUGGUGGCCAAGAGCUUCUUUGUUUUCAUUUUUCUUGUGGUGGAUUGCUUCAUGUUCUUCAGAUUUGCAAAUUCCAAGGUUCCCCAAGAAGAGGUUGAUGUGCUACAGCAAAUUACGAGAACAUUAGGUGCGGUUUAUUGGAAAUUCAAUAGUGACUCCUGUGUUGUUGAGAUGUUUGGGGUGACAGAAAAAUCUCCCAGGGGAUCUGAGACUAUAAUUGAUUGUGAUUGCAGCAUCGAGAAUAGCACAUCUUGUCAUGUCGUAAGGAUAGAAUUAAAAAAUCACAAUCUGCCUGGUGUUCUUCCACCUGAAAUACUCAAACUUCCUUACCUGCAAGUAGUUGAUUUUGCUUACAACUACCUUCAUGGUAACAUACCUCAAGAAUGGGCUUCAACACGGCUGACAACAAUCUCUCUUCUUGUUAAUCGGUUGUCAGGGGAAAUAUCAGAUGCAUUGGGGAAUAUUACUACUCUAACAUCACUGAACCUUGAAGGAAACCAAUUUAAUGGUGCAAUACCAUCACAACUUGGGAGGUUAAGCAACUUGCAAUACUUGUUGCUAUCUUCUAAUCAAUUGACUGGCACAAUACCGACAACGUUUGCCGGUUUGAAAAACUUAACAGAUUUCCGGAUAAAUGAUAACAACCUAAAUGGAUCCAUACCUGAAUUCAUAAAGAAUUGGACACUACUUAAGAGAUUAGAACUGCAUGCAAGUGGACUUCAGGGACCAAUUCCUCCAAAAAUAUCCCUUCUGAGGAACUUACAAGAAUUAAGGAUCAGCGAUAUUAAUGGGCCAAAGCAGGAUUUUCCUGAGUUGACAAACAUGACGGGCAUGGUUAGAUUGGUUCUGAGAAAUUGUAACAUUGCUGGAAAGGUUCCUUCAUACUUGUGGACGUUACCAGUCAUGGAAAUGCUGGACGUCAGCUUUAAUCAGUUAACUGGGGAAAUUCCAGAGGAUAUAAACAUGGAGCGCAUUAGAUUUCUCUUUUUAACUAGCAAUAUGCUGAGUGGCAACCUACCAGAGUCAAUCUUGAAGGAUGGUACUAAUGUCGAUCUUUCAUACAAUAACUUGACAUGGCAAGGCCCUGAGCACCAUGCUUGUAGAAAGAAUUUGAAUAUGAAUCUGAACUUGUUCCGAAGUUCUUCAACUAGCAACACCUUACAAGAAAGUCUCCCCUGCUUAAAGGAUUCCAUCUGUUCAAAAUAUUCAAAAUGUUGGUUCGUCAAUUCUGGUGGGAAUGACUUAACGAUGGAGGUAAACAACAGAAACAUUCUCUACAACGGGGAUGCAGAUGUUGAAGGUGGGACAGCAAAAUUCUACAUUGAUCGAGAUAGCUACUGGGGAUUGAGUAGUACUGGAGAUUUUAUGGACGAUUUUGAUUACCAAAAUACACGCUACACUUUAUCCCUGCCUUCAUCAAAUUUGUCCGAGCUAUAUUCAACAGCACGUCGAAGUCCAAUUACGCUCACUUAUUUCCAUCAUUGCUUGGAUAAUGGAAACUACUCAGUGACACUUCAUUUUGCUGAGUUACAAUUUACAAAUGAUAAGACAUAUACAAGCCUUGGAAGGCGGAAAUUUGAUAUCUACAUUCAGGAUAGGUUGGUAUUGGAGAAUUUUGAUAUCGAUGAGAAGGCGGGAGGAGCUCAAAAACCAACCGAAAUGCAGUUCACUAACAUAAGUGUAGUUAACCAUGUCCUGGAAAUCCGAUUCUAUUGGGCUGGAAAAGGGACAACGAGGAUUCCUGAUAGAGGAGUUUAUGGUCCACUUAUAUCAGCUAUUUCUGUUUAUUCUGAUCUUAAAUAUUGUUCAAUCCGUGAGAGUAGUAAAAAGAAAACUGUGGCGCUUGUGGUUGGCAUUACCGUUGGAUCGUUAUGCCUUGCUACAAUCAUCAUAGUGGGACUUCUUUGGUGGAAAGGCAGUAUUAGAGCAAUCAGGCGCAGUAAAGGGGGAACAGAUCUUGCAGGAAUAGAAGUGCAAACUGGAAUUUUUACCUUGAAGCAAAUAAAAGCUGCCACCAAUCAUUUUGAUUCUUGUAAUAAAAUUGGAGAAGGUGGUUUUGGCCCUGUUUAUAAGGGUCAAUUGGUUGAUGGUACUAUUGUAGCAAUCAAGCAGCUUUCGUCGAAAUCAAGGCAGGGAAAUCGUGAAUUUCUGAAUGAGAUAGGAAUGAUCUCUUGCUUGCAACACCCAAAUCUAGUCAAGCUCCAUGGAUGCUGUAUUGAAGGGGACCAAUUGCUGUUGGUGUAUGAAUAUUUGGAAAACAAUAGUCUUGCCCGAGCACUAUUUGGUCCAGAUCGCAGUCGGCUUAACCUAGGUUGGCCAACUAGGCUUAGAAUAUGUAUCGGUAUAGCAAAAGGCUUAGCAUAUCUCCAUGAGGAAUCGAGCCUCAAAAUUGUUCAUAGAGACAUCAAAGCUACUAAUGUGCUACUGGACGGUGAACUGAAUCCUAAAAUAUCUGAUUUCGGUUUGGCUAAGCUCGACGAUGAGGAGAAGACUCAUAUCACUACUAGAGUGGCUGGGACCAUAGGAUAUAUGGCUCCAGAAUACGCACUUUGGGGUUAUUUGACCUACAAAGCAGAUGUUUACAGUUUCGGAGUUGUGGCCUUGGAAAUUAUCAGCGGAAGAAGCAACAAUGAUUAUGUACCAAGUGAAACUUGUGUUUGCCUUCUAGACUGGGCCUGUCACUUGCAACAAUCUGGGAACCUCAUGGAGCUGGUAGAUGAGAAGUUGAGGUCAGAAAUCGACACGAAAGAAGCGGAAAACGUGGUGAAAAUAGCCCUUCUUUGCACCAAUGCUUCACCAUCGAUAAGGCCUGCAAUGUCGGAAGUGGUGAAUAUGCUCGAAGGUCGGAUGAAAAUUCCAGACCUGAUCCCAGAACCGAGCAGUUAUAAUGAAGAUCUGAGGUUCAAGGCAAUGAGAGAUAUGCGUAGACAGCAACAACACAGCCAAAGCCUUAGUGAAAGCCAAACCCAAAACUCCACAAUGCAAACAUGUGAGUCUUCCUCUACAUCUGGAAAUGAGUUCUAUAAUAUUAACCCAAAGUCGAGAUCAUCAACAACUUGAAUGACAUUGUUCAUAAUCUUCCAAUCAAUCAGUAAGCACAUACCUCUCUAUGCCUUGUGUCUUUCUGAGUAAGAACAUUGUUAUGGCAGUGCCCGAGAGAUGAGAUAAACUCGGCGAUUGUUCGCCCGGCGAUAUUCAAUGAGUUGUGGAAAAAGGAAAAUUCUUAAUUCUUUCUCAUCCUUGAUUUUGUACAGUUAUUAUGAUAUGUUUAAUCUAUCAAAGCCGAUUCUUAAGAAA